Echinococcus granulosus is the source of this 1056-nucleotide messenger RNA. Its product is annotated as Protein phosphatase PTC7. The transcript is spliced from 6 exons. The record is from RefSeq and is a predicted model, not a curated record. NCBI's taxonomy places the organism in Eukaryota, Metazoa, Platyhelminthes, Cestoda, Cyclophyllidea, Taeniidae. Bases 1 to 1056 code for a protein of 351 amino acids.
AUGUACCGGAUUAUUUCCAAAGGUAGAAGUCUCCUUCGAACUUUAGCGACUAUUGGCGGUCGUCAUGAGAAUUCUGACGCUACUACGCGCCGAACUUUCUUCUCUUUUGUUACAUCAGUAUCCGGUUUUGAUAACAAGCAUGCGCAAUAUGAGAUACAACCCAGACCUUUAUCGACGUAUGGCGACGAUGCCUACUUCAUUUCCAUUACCGAUGUGUCAUGUGUGCUAGGAGUUGCGGAUGGUGUAGGUGGUUGGCGAUCAUAUGGUGUUGAUCCUAGCGAGUUCUCCAUGUCUUUCAUGUCGACAUGUCAAAGACUGGCUCAGUCAGGUCGAUUUAAGCCAAAUGAACCAAUGCUUCUUGUAACUGAGAGUUAUCGUGAAGUUUUGGAUGCAAAGACACCUCUCUUAGGGAGUGCAACAUUUUGUGUAAUUUCAUUGUGUCGAAGCGAUGGCCGCCUACACACAGUGUGUCUUGGGGAUUCAGGCUACCUCGUUAUCCGUCAUGGUACAGUAGUCAAACGUUCUGCCAACCAAAAGCACACACUGAACACGCCCUUUCAGGUUGCCUGUCUCCCGCCAAAUGAGCAUGGCCACUUCUAUCGUGACUCCCCCGAACAGGCAAUCCAGGACAGCUUCUCUCUAGAACCGAGUGAUUUGGUAGUUGUUGGCACGGAUGGUCUCUUUGAUAACCUCACCGACCAAAUGAUCCUCCAGGAACUUACACCUCUCCAGGAUUGUGAUCUAAGUUUGGCGUCAGACGAACUGCUGGAUUGGUGUGCCUACCGGCUUGUCUCGUGCGCGCGCGACGCCGCAGAGAAUCCAAACUUCCUCUCUCCCUUCGCCAACGAAGCACGCCAAUACGGGCUUAAUAUUGCAGGUGGAGUCCGUGGCGACAUAACAGUGAUGUUGGCGCUGGUUGUGAAUGAGACUGCCGUAGCUGACACACAGCCAUCAGAAUUUCCAAAGUCCGUUGAUAGCUCGGUGGGAAAAAAGGCAGUUUUCCGAAUCUCUCAAAGUCGUUCCUCCUCAUCUCCCUCUACCCUUCCAUUUACCUAA